This is a messenger RNA of Caenorhabditis sp. 36 PRJEB53466, 3279 nucleotides long. The record is from the annotation of a GenBank genome assembly. Lineage: Eukaryota; Metazoa; Nematoda; Chromadorea; Rhabditida; Rhabditidae.
AUGGCUGAAAAACCAAGAAGGUAAUUUCAUUUCGGGCAGUGUUUAUCCUCGAAUAACACGAAAAGUCAAUCAACCAGAAAACUCUAACCCCUCAACUAAAGAACACACUUUAGUGCAACUCGACAUGUCACACUGCCAAGUAUUGCGAAAUUUUUCAUUUUUUGUCAUACAAGGCAAGAAAGUGAUUAGUCAUUUAGUAUUGGAAUGUUGUGUUCUAUACGUAAUUUGCAAUCAGAAACGUGCAGAAAAUACAAAAAAUUUCAUUAACCAUUAACAAGCACCGUCUUCGUCCCGUUUUCUUUCCAAUUUUCAUAUUUGUCGGUCCGCUCAUUUUUUGUGUUGCCCGAGCCUGUAAAAAACACGGCCAUUUCCCUCAUUUCUUCUGUUUCUAGUUCUCGAAAUGAGCUCUCUCCAUUUUGUUCGAAAGGAAACCAACAACGGUAAUGCAUACGUUGGUCAUUACAUCGAUCUCCGAUGAAAAUGUUUGUUGUCGUGGUGUUGUUGGCGCCCUCGACGAGUGUUCGCUAGAGAACAAAGUGAGCGACGAGAGCCAACGUCUGACUGCUGGGCUACUGCCGCACCGCUCACACGCUCAUGUCUUUUCGCAUCGAUUUUUGCCCAUUGCCGAGGCCUCACUCGAUAUAACACCCGUACUAUGUUGUUUUUCUAAUAAGAUCUUCACCAAACUGACUCGAUUCGUUGCUAUGGCUUCCAUUAGACUUCAUCUCAAGCAGGCGUUCGAUUUGUUAUCAACUACCAACUUAUAACAUACAAAGCAAGAUUAUAAUAAUAGGGAAUAAACCCUUGAAUCCACACUGUUUGUUCUUCAAUACAUGUCCUUGAUAACCAUGCUCCGCUGACCUUUUACCGUCUUAUUUCUCCAUAACCCUUUUCUGUAUUCUAAUCUUUUAAGGGUCGGUAGCUCCUUAGACUAAUCUCCCAUUCAUUGCAGAAUGAGUAACGUGAGCGAGCAAGUGUCCAAGGCCGCCGAGAGCGCUCGUGAAACCGUCGCCAAAGUCGGAGAGUCCGUGUCGGACUUCUUCCAGGGAAAUCCGUUUGCCACACCGGUCGGACGAAAGAUUGGUAAGUCCCCUUUGCUCAUCACGUCUUGAAGAGAUGAAUAAGAAAGCAGCGAUAAAAAUAUUGUUGAUUGGAAGUGGCACAUCCGAAAUUGAACAACAAAGCCUAAGAAGCUGUAUGCGUAAACAUCGGCUUCCCUAAUUAUAAAGGGUGUAACAAACAUGUUUCGAUCUUUUAUUCACGAGCUGAAAAUGAGUGUUGUUCUUCGCAUCUGCCCUCAUCUCAUGUCAUCUAUCCACUUCAUGUUCUUUCUUUCAAAUUGCAAAAGGCUAGUUGCAUCUAGUUGACAACUAUGCGAGAAAGAGAAAGAACAGAAGCAAAACGCGCCCAUCUUCAGUGGGAUCCGGAUUAUUACGGAUUUUGCGGUGGUGGCACGUUCGCAUGCGAAAUUACACGUUGCGCUAGUGACCAGUCCAAGCACCACCGGCAGCCCUCUUUCUCAUCUCUUAGAUGAACCGGUUUCCGUGCGGCGAGAUGCAUUCGGGAGACGGACGGCGCCUUCGCUAGUGACACGUCGACUUGUGAAAGAGGAACUGAAAACAAAGAAAAGAAGGAAGUGGAAGGGAUGAGGGGGGAAGAUUUGGAAGGGAUGAAUUGUCGGACGUAUAAUGGGAUAGGCGAUGAAAAUUCAAUUGAACUAAUUUCAGAACUGGCUACCGAUGCGAAUCUUCUGGCUACUGAGAACUGGGGACUCAACAUGGAGAUCUGUGAUUUCAUCAAUGGAACCGAGGAAGGGUUAGAAGAAAUCUCUCGUGGGACAUUAAAACAAAAUGCAAGUUUCAGAGCUCGUGACGCGGUCCGUGCCAUCAAAAAACGUUUGCACAACGCCAUGUCCAAGAACAACGCUGUUGUCAUGUACACUUUGACGGUCCUGGAAACUGCUGUCAAAAACUGCGACCACCGCUUCCAUGUUCUGGUCUGCAGCAAGGAUUUCGUUCAGGAUCUUGUCAAGCUCAUCGGUCCAAAGUUCGAUGCUCCGCAAAUCAUACAGGAGCGUGUUCUGAGUCUGAUCCAAGCCUGGGCUGACGCUUUCCGUAAUGAUCCAACUCUUGUCGGAGUGGUUCAGUCGUACGACGACUUGAAGAGCAAGGGAGUCGAGUUCCCUGCUGCCGAUUUGGAUACUCUCGCCCCAAUCAAGACUCCUAAACGUGUAAGUGAGCUUGGAAAUCUUUUGAUGUUGUCAUGUGAAUGGUUGUGUUGUGAUUUCAGACUGUUUUUACUCAACCACCACCGCCAACGCUCGAUACCCCACCUCAACAGCCCCAACAUGAGCAGGCUCCGAUUCCGACCGCGGUAGAUGCUGUUUUGUGAUUUUAGCGAUUUCAGAUUUCGAUUUAAACUGCAAAACACAUUUAUUUUAACGCUUUUUGUUGCAGACAUAUGACGUUCUGACCAUUCGCGAGAACGGACAAGAGCCGAUUGCGGCAACUCCUACACAAUUGACCAAAUUGCGUGCCGACCUCGACGUCGUCAAUCAAAACAUCAAAGUGUUCCGCGAGACGCUCACCGACGUUGUUCCACGAAAGGAAACCGCCGAUGAGCUGCAAUUGCUCUCCGACCUGAACGACAGUUGCCGGCAGAUGCAAAAGCGCGUUUUGGAUCUCAUACGCCACGUGAGCAAUGAGGAAGUGACUUGUACGUCAUCACCCGGAGCGUUGAGAAAGAAUAGUUUUUUCAGAUGAGCUUCUUAUGGUGAAUGAUUCGUUGAACAGUGUGUUCGAGAAGUACGAGAGAUUCAUCUCGAACCGAGACGGAGAGAAACAGGCGGCUGAAGCUAGAGAUUUGAUCGAUAUGGGCGAUGGAAAGAGCUUGGGCGAGCAAUUGACUGCUCUGAGUAAGACGCGUUUCCUUCCUGGUUUUCUUUUGCUAAUUAGUGUCCUUCAGAAGUGACUUCGGCCAAUGAAGGACCGCUGGCAGCUUCUUCUUCUUCUCAAGACGCUUACAAAGCCAAUUCCGAGCCACAAACCUAUGUCGGAUUGGCCACAGCGGUCAGCAACAAGGUAGAACUUUUGCAGUUUCAAGAGAAACCGUCACAAAAACGUUUUUCAGCUUCCAACUGAUCACGAAGCCGCUGAAAUGGAGAACUGGCUGGAGACUCAGGGCGAAAAGAGUAAGGGAACGACCGGUCGACUUGAUUAUUAUUGAUUGAACUCAUAUUUUGCAGAAACCAAGGAACAAGAAGAGAACGACAAACUCUAA